Messenger RNA from Tripterygium wilfordii, 1842 nucleotides. Its product is annotated as BTB/POZ and MATH domain-containing protein 4-like. Lineage: Eukaryota; Viridiplantae; Streptophyta; Magnoliopsida; Celastrales; Celastraceae. The record is from RefSeq and is a predicted model, not a curated record. Gene Ontology annotation, biological process: protein ubiquitination. Bases 78 to 1331 code for a protein of 417 amino acids. The transcript has 4 exons. Gene Ontology annotation, molecular function: protein binding.
UCCAAACAAAAAUUUCACCUCGAUUUCCUACGCUUUCUCACCUCCCAAACGCCUCUCAUUCUCUUCUUCUUUCCUUCAUGUACCCUUCCACAUCCAGCUCCGUUACGGAGACCAUCAACGGCUCCCACAGGUUCACAAUUCGUGGAUAUUCCCUGGCCAAGGGUAUUGGAGUCGGAAAAUACAUCGCCAGUAACAUCUUCACCGUCGCCGGCCACCAGUGGGCUAUAUACUUCUUCCCCGACGGCAAGAAUCGGGAGGAUAAUUCCGCUUAUGUCUCCGUUUUCAUCGCGCUGGCCAGUGAGGGCGCCGAUGUCCGGGCCUUGUUCGAGCUCACACUGGUGGACCAGAGUGGUAAAGGCAAACAUAAGGUGCAUAGCCACUUCGAUCUAUCUCUUGAGAGCGGUCCCCCGACCUUGAAGUACCGAGGCAGCAUGUGGGGUUUCAAACGAUUUUUCAGACGAGGAUCGCUUGAAACAUCAGAUUUUCUCAAGGACGAUUGCCUGGAAAUUGACUGCACUGUUGGUGUUGUAGUGUCAGGAAUAGAUCGCACAAGAUUGCAUUCUGUGCAGGUCCCUGAGUCUGAUAUUGGAACUCAAUUUGGUAUGUUACUGGAGGAUGAGGUUUACUCUGAUGUUACCUUUAUUGUGUCUGGUGAAAAGUUUCAUGCGCACAAGUUGGUCUUGGCUGCUCGUUCUCCUGUAUUUGAAACUGAACUUUUCAACACAACGGAGGAAAAUAAUCAUGAGAUUGUUGUUACGGAUAUGGAACCUAAGGUUUUUAAGGCUUUGCUACACUUCAUUUACAGAGAUACUCUGGUUGAAGAUAAGGAGCUGUUGGAAUCAAGUUCAUCUUUCAUGUCAUCUGUAUUUGACACAUUAGCUGCAAAGCUGUUAGCAUCGGCUGAAAAAUAUGGUUUGCCUAGACUCAAAAUAAUCUGUGCAUCUGCACUCUGCAAGGAUGUAUCUGUUGAAUCUGUUCCCCAUAUUCUGGCACUGGCUGAUCGUUACCAUGCAACAGACCUGAAAUCUGUUUGCCUAAAAUUCGCUGCUGAAAACCUUGUAGCUGUUAUGCGCUCUGAUGGGUACAAGUAUCUCAAAGAGAACGGCCCAUUGCUGCAAUCUGAGCUCCUAAAGAUGAUGGCAGGCUGUGGGGAAGGAUUUAGCGAAGGGGGGAAAGGCCAAAGCACGUGGGCACAUUUAUCUGAUGGCGGCGAUACAGAUGAUGCCAGUGUAAGGCAACAAAGCUGGGGCAGCGAAGGGGAAAGAAUUGAAAGAUUGGGUGUCCCCCUCGACGUCAUUGAUCCAGGCAGGAGUCCUAGCCAAGAAGGAUAAUAAUAUCAUAAAUGAUGGUAUUAACCUUGUCUUGUCCAAUGACGUCAAUGUUAUGAGUUGAAACAGAUAUUGUGAUACAAGCAAAUAGCGAGAAGAGAAAGGAUGGAAGGUUGAUUGAAACACUAACUGCCUUGUUUUAUAAUGAAUGUGGUGCAGAUUGGUUAAAUAUAUCUUUCUUGAAGUGGGAAAUAUGUAAUCAGCAGGAAAUUAUGGUGUUCAUCGACCAUCAGAGUUCACCUUUACAGACUAAUGCAGUCCAAAUUUUGUCCAUGGAUGUUUGAACAAGUGAUGUGCUUCUUGCUGGAAAAAAGCAAAUAAGAUAAUGUAAAGCUAGCUUGUUUAGAUGCUUUUUCUAGGGACCUGUACAGUGAUAGAAUUGCACGAUAUAAUCUAGAGGUCAAAUGUUCAAUUUAUGGAAACAUUAUAGUCUAUCCACAUAUUAUGUGGAGGUAGAGUUUGUGUAUAUCUUAUUUGUCUUUGAUCCUGCCUAUUACGAGAAUUGUUUACCUUU